UCAAAAAAAAAAACAACGAAAAUUGCAAAUUACAAAAUAAGGCUUUUCGGUUAGUAACGAAAAUGUCUGGCAGAGUGAAGCUGCCUUUGGGCAGCCGCAGCUUCUUUUUCAUCGUCACCAGCUGCUGCCUCAUCUUCAUCGCCAGCGCACAAGAUACUUCAAGCUAUUACUUCCCCUCGCAAAACCGCUUUGUGCCAUCAUCUGGAACCUUUCCACGCCAACAGCCGCAGUCCCUGAAUGGCUUCCGAGCCAGCUCUGGCGGAUUCUCACCAGCUGCUCCUGGCUCCUACCAAGAACAGCUCCUCUUCAUAGCCAAUGAGAACGCCAAGCAAUCGUCAGCGGUGCCAGCGGGCAGUUCCCCCUUCGGUGGCGGUACUCCAUAUGGCGGUGGCAAUUCCCAGUUUGGGAGUUUUGAUUCAGGCAAUUAA
Messenger RNA from Drosophila serrata, 428 nucleotides. RefSeq lists its product as uncharacterized. The record is from RefSeq and is a predicted model, not a curated record. Lineage: Eukaryota; Metazoa; Arthropoda; Insecta; Diptera; Drosophilidae.